CGGCGGACCGGCGGCCCCGGUUCUCCGCCCGCCUGCGUCGCCUAGGCCCUGCCGCCGCGCUCCAGCCCUGCCCUCCAUUCCCGUCCGGCCGUGGGUGUUGAGUGCGUCCUUGUCAAGCUGCAUGUGACCCGGAUGGCGUGUUUUGUUCUGGUGUGGGCGUUUUGAGCCGGAAGAAUUCAAGUUUUUAACGCUCAGAUGUUACUCUCAAGGCCUUUGGCUCUGAGCCGGGGCCCCUCCAAGAUUGGCUUUAAUAUAAACCGCUGUUUUCCUCUCGUGCUUAUGAGACGGUGGCUCCAUCUGGAAUCUGUUCUGGCGUGGGGCGAGUUGGGAAUCUAGCAGCAGUUUUUUCCCUAAAUCCUGAUAUGUCUGGCACUCUACCUGUUGAAUAACUAUCUUUCCAUUGACUUGGAAAACCACCGUUGUCCUGUGUCAGAUUCUUUCUGUCCCGGCCCAUUCCUGGGACUCGCGGUGUUUUGAUGUGCAUAAGGGUUGGAUUUUCAUGCAGAUCGGUGCCCCACCCCGCGGGCUUUCUGCUUUUGGUUUUUUGCUGAGAAAGGCCUUUCCCGUCUAAAGUGAUAAAAAUUUACCUGUACUUUUAUUCAAGUUCUUUUUGUGAGGUAAUUUUAAAAUUUAUGUCUUAUUCGUUAGCUGAAAGGAUUCAUUCCACUUUUGGCUUAUGGGAUGAAAAUGAUCUAAUUUUAUCUGUGUUUUUGCUCAACUCUCUGGGAGGCUGGUUGAGCUUUGUGCAAAGGUCCACUUUUAUUUGUUUGUUUGUUUUUAAUGAGGUGUAGUCACUUUACCAUGCUGUGUCAAUUUCUGGUGCACAGCACAAUGCUUCAAUCAUACAGGAACACACAUAUAUUCCACUUUUAGACCAUUGUCCAGUUCUGCUUAUUGGCCGACCUUCCCGAAAUUUGACAGCCUGGCCUGUCUCCUUGUGUUUACAGAUGUGGCCCUGCUCUGCCCCUCUGGUCCUGGCCCUCUUGGCUUUUGGCAUGGCUUUGUGGACACGGGGGCAGAAUUAACAUCUUAUUUCUCGUGUUUAUUUUAAGCUUGUUUCCUGUUGCUCUUGUGAACAGAACCUUUUUCCCUGUGUGUUUCCUGACUCCAUGUUGCUGGCGCGUAGGAAAGCUGCUUGGAUGCACAUCUGUGGUCAUUUGCUUCGGAAGGUGGCAGGGUUGUGCUUUGUUCUUUCAGUUGGUUCAGAACUGCAUCUUUGGAAGGUGCUUCCACCUGGAGCGUUGGGCUCCAUGGCGAUGAAGGAGGCAGUGGGCAUUGGAGCUGGAAAACCUGGGGUGAGGAUAGGGAGGAGGAGGGAGGGGACUGGGAGUGUGCCUGUCACAGCCUGUCACUGUGGGCUGGGUCUUGGGAAGGACAGGCAUGAUUUUACAUCAAGAUCAUCAGUAAUUCCAUCAAGAGUGCUAAGUUCCUAUAGCUUAGCUUACAAAACAAAAUAGUAAUAAUAAAGGUAAAUUCUAAGUUGUGUUUCUGCAGUCCCGUUUUUAGUUCCUGUGAGUCAGAGCGUCUCACUGCAGUGUGACCACUGGUGCAGAGGACGUUGAUCUGUUUCGGUUUGGUUUGGGUUAUUUCCUGGGGAAUCUCCAAAAACAAAAAUCCUGCAUCUGAAGACUGACCCUGAGCUGUGGGUGGGCGGGCACCUCUGGGCUGGGUGCUUUUUGUACUUGCCCCGUGUUGGGGGUAGCGUGUCCUGCAGUAGAUGUUCACCUGGUGCUUGCUGCUGCUCUAGAGGAAGUGAUGUAUGGUCUCACUGCUCCUUUAGUUUCAUUCACUUACUCCGCAAACGUUGAGCUGCUGUCUGCUCUGCUGUGAACUGAGUGAGGCAGAGGCCUCCCAGGGGGUUCAGGAAGGGCUUCGGCGAGAGGGCGUCAUGGCCAGAUGUCAGCCAGUGGGCAGGAGCCACCCAGCAGAGGGGAGGCCUGGGCAGGGGCUGGAGGACAGUCACUGUGUUCCCUCGGUAGGGCCGGGCAGGACCACUCUGCCACGGGGCCAGGUCCUUGGCGCACACGGAGGCUGGAUCAGGACUGGGUCCCACAGGCUCCUCCAAUUUCCAUCUUCCUCGAAGACCCCAGGGGACCAGGUGAUGGCAGCGGCCGGGCUCCUGCCGCCACUGGCGGGACCCCAGGCCAAGGUGACCUUCGAGGACGUGGCUGUGCUCCUCUCCCAGGAGGAGUGGGAUCGCCUGGGCCCUGCUCAGAGGGGCCUCUACCGACAUGUGAUGAUGGAAACCUACGGGAACGUGGUCUCCCUGGGACUUCCAGGAUCCAAGCCCAGGGUGAUCUCCCAGCUGGAGCGAGGAGAAGAGCCGUGGGUCCUGGACAGGCAGGGGGCAGAGGAGCACAGGGGCCUGGGCAGCGAGCACUCAGGCGGCCUCACGUGUGACCACAUGACGGCUUGUGUGCAUCAAGACAGUUCAUCCUGUCCAUGGGGAUGUGAAAACAAGGAGCAGAACCAAGAUGGAGACUUGAGCCUGAGGCCGCUCACCCCAGAGGAAACAGCGAUUGUGGGGCGAGCCCCAGCCAAGUGGGCGGAGGAGGGAGGUUGUAAACCUGAGCAGAGCCUCUGCCCGAGCCCUGGCCCUGCCGCGCCCCCCGAAGGCCAGGCCCCAAGGCCCUACAGGUGCGUGGAGUGCGGCAAGUGCUUUGGUCGGAGCUCCCACCUCCUCCAGCAUCAGAGGACCCACACCGGGGAGAAGCCCUAUGUGUGCGGCGUGUGUGGCAAGGCCUUCAGCCAGAGCUCCGUGCUCAGCAAGCACCGGAGGAUCCAUACAGGCGAGAAGCCAUACGAGUGUGACGAGUGCGGAAAGGCCUUCCGGGUGAGCUCGGACCUUGCCCAGCACCACAAGAUCCACACGGGUGAGAAGCCGCACGAGUGUCUUGAGUGUGGCAAGGCCUUCACUCAGCUCUCGCACCUCAUCCAGCACCAGCGCAUCCACACAGGCGAGAGGCCCUACGUGUGCCCACUGUGCGGCAAGGCCUUCAACCACAGCACCGUCCUGCGGAGCCACCAGCGCGUGCACACCGGGGAGAAGCCGCACGAGUGUGGGGAGUGUGGCCGCGCCUUCAGCGUGAAGAGGACGCUCCUCCAGCAUCAGCGGGUCCACACUGGGGAGAAGCCCUACACCUGCAGUGAGUGCGGCCGCGCCUUCAGCGACCGCUCUGUCCUCAUCCAACACCACAACGUGCACAGUGGGGAGAAGCCCUAUGAGUGCGGCCAGUGCGGCAAGGCCUUCAGCCACCGCUCCACCCUCAUGAACCACGAGCGUAUCCACACCGAGGAGAAGCCCUACGGCUGCUACGCAUGCGGCAAGGCCUUCGUGCAGCACUCCCACCUGACGCAGCACCAGCGCGUGCACACCGGCGAGAAGCCCUACGUGUGCAGCGAGUGCGGACACGCCUUCAGCGCCCGCAGGUCCCUGGUUCAGCACGAGAGGAUCCACACAGGCGAGAGGCCCUUCCGCUGCGCGCAGUGCGGCAAGACUUUCAGCCUGAAGGCCACGCUGAUCGUGCACCUGCGGACCCACACGGGCGAGAGGCCCUACGAGUGCAGCCGCUGCGGCAAGGCCUUCAGCCAGUACUCCGUGCUGGUCCAGCACCAGCGCAUCCACACGGGCGAGAGGCCCUACGAGUGCGGGGAGUGCGGGCGCGCCUUCAACCAGCACGGGCACCUGAUCCAGCACCAGAAGGUGCACCAGAAGCUGUGAGCUCGGCCACCCGGGGGGCCCCACUCAGAACCCCGGCCCAGGCCCGGAGCCCCCAGCCCCUCCCCGGGAAGCCCUUCUUGGGUGAGUCGGUGUCGCAGAGACUCAGGCUGGGGAAGCACUGGCCCUGUUGUCUCUGCGGAAGCUUGAGGGGAUGCCUCUUGUGUUUUUCAACAUCCUGAAGCUGCACUACAGAGUAGUCACCCCUUGGUAGCCAAUUUUGGUUAAGACAGCUAUAGUUCAUUGUUCAGUAUUACUUAACUGGAAGUGAGAAACUACAGGAAGUUAAGGCAUACGGAUGGCUGUCACAACACAACUUCCUUACACCUCAGAGUUUUUUUUUCUUAGAACAUUAUGACUGUUAGAAUUAUUGGACCUAAAGCUAGAAUGUGGGCCUAUUUUCAGUGUUAUGUUAAACACUAAAGUGCUGUGUGGAUAAGAUGACGUAAAAAAAAGAUUGUCACCACAUGUCAUGUAAUACGGCUAGAAAUCCUAAGUGUGUGGAACCACUUGUUUUCUAUGAAAAAGGGGGACAGUGUCAAGAUUAAUCAGUGAGAAGUGAUGUAAACUUAGCUCUUUACCUGGUGCUUUAACUUUAUCCAAGAUCAGAGGGAUGUCCUAACUUACGCAUGAAAAUUUAAAUCAAAAAUGGGUCUUUUUCUCAAAACUCAUCGUGACCUGCAGACCCUGUGUGCAUAGUCGUGGGAUGUGCGGGCUUCUGGGCCCACGUGCACACAGGAGGGGCCGGCACACUCAGACACUGGGCCUCACAGCUGCUGCACCGACCAGGUGCCUUGAGACGUUACGGUGUUUCCCAAAAAUGUUACUGAAAAGACAGUUCUUCAGCACAUACUUUUUAAAACAUAAAAUUCUCAAAUUCAAAUAGCUGUUUUUGUUUGUUUUUACUAUUUCUAACAUUUCUAUCCCUAUGUUUGAAGGUUUUAUUUCACUUUUUUACCCCUAGUUCCAAGAGUCUCGUACCUAGUGUCAUAUGCUGUGAUGAACCUGGUUUUCUCAUAAUUUUCCUGAGUUUUUUUUUUUUCUCUCUAUGGAGAACAUUAUUGGCUUCUUAGGUAAAAUUAAGCAGUAGCGUAUGGAGCUCUUAAGUCCACAGCACUGCACUGCAGUGCAGACGGACGCUUGUUGUCUCCUGUGUGUUUCACACCACAGAUGACCUCACUCUGGUGUUUUACACCAGAGAUGACCUCACAGGGAAGUGCCCACCUUUGCUGACUGAGUCCACGGCUGGCAUCUGACUGGAUGCUGCUCGGAGCCACUCCUCAGGCAUAAGUCCUACCCGUGUGGAAGAACUAAGAGUAAGAAACAGUCCUGUUCCAGUCAGGAUGAGAACAAGAGGUCAGUUAAUUUCAGUGUACAGAAAUGCACACUGGGAAAGGCCGUCUGUGUAUCACAGUACAAGUCACUCUGAUUGCCACGUCCUCCAGUAACCUGGGGUUUUGAGGGAACUCUUUCCAAAAUGUACAGUUUGCUUUCCCACCUUCUCCAGUGACAUGUCCUGAGUUAUCAUUCUGCCCUUUCCUGCGGUCAGCUGCCGUUGACCCAGGAGGGCAGCUCUAGGGCCCUCUCCCUGGGGAGGACCCCUGGAACAUGCAUUUUUGCCCAAGAAGCAGGAGUAGCACACGGCCCGCUGGGACCCAUGGGCGGUCUGAAGUGGCUUCAUAGACCAGAAUGACCUUUGGGGACCCCUCACCCUGACACCAGCCUUCUCAGCGUUUUCUCCCGUCUCUGACUUGUCAGCAGAAUUCCGUACUUGCUUUGGACUUUUUAUUUUGAAGCCUUUACGUUUUGUAUACUUAUUUUAUAAUAAUUUAUAAUAAUAUUUGUAUUAUUUCUCCUUAUGGCUACCAAGAAUCUGACACUCAGUUCUCUUCAAAUUUUCUAUUAUUUGUGAGAUAUUUUAGGCCACCGGGACUUUGGUGUACUGUGUAUAAUCUGACAUAUUUUCCAAUAAAAGAGCAACGCGUGGAACACG
Messenger RNA from Camelus dromedarius (Arabian camel), 5711 nucleotides. Its product is annotated as zinc finger protein 250. Gene Ontology annotation, molecular function: DNA-binding transcription factor activity, RNA polymerase II-specific; RNA polymerase II cis-regulatory region sequence-specific DNA binding. The record is from RefSeq and is a predicted model, not a curated record. Bases 1889 to 3721 code for a protein of 610 amino acids. The transcript has 6 exons. Gene Ontology annotation, biological process: regulation of DNA-templated transcription. Lineage: Eukaryota; Metazoa; Chordata; Mammalia; Artiodactyla; Camelidae.